Molecule: messenger RNA, 405 nt
Organism: Cricetulus griseus (Chinese hamster)
Lineage: Eukaryota; Metazoa; Chordata; Mammalia; Rodentia; Cricetidae
Source: RefSeq, a predicted model, not a curated record
AUGUGGUUUGAUGUGUGUGUGUUUCAAGAAGUAUCAGUAUUGAAUCCUGGCCAAUCUCUGACAAAGUAUUUGGAAGGGGACUUUUGUCAUACAAUAGAAUGUCUGGAAGAAAAAGAUAACAAUACAGGCUUUCAUACUCUGAAUGUUACAAUGGUGAACUGUUCAAAAGAAUGCGAUGUUCACCAGAUGUACACCCCAGCCCCCAGUGAUUAUGAUUGCUGUGGAACCUGUAAAAAUAUAUCCUGCAAAUUUCAUAUGGAAAAUGGAACAUCAGUUAUAUAUGAGGAGGGGAAAACCUGGCACUAUAACUGCACCACAUAUGAAUGUGUUAAGACUGAUGAGGGCGCAACGAUUCUAAACUACACCUUUGUUUGCCCUCCUUUUAAUGAGACCGAAUGCAAACUG